Megalopta genalis is the source of this 1109-nucleotide messenger RNA. The record is from RefSeq and is a predicted model, not a curated record. Lineage: Eukaryota; Metazoa; Arthropoda; Insecta; Hymenoptera; Halictidae.
AUGUGCAAUUACCUAGAAUCGGUUGGACCAGUCACUGUGGCUUCGUACAGGAGAAGACAUCAGCUCGCGGAGGAGGUGCCAGGGCUCUACAUUCGACGCCUCACGCUCGAGGACCCCAGGAGAGCGCGGGAACCCUCGAGUUCAAGGUCACAGUCACCGGCACGCCAUAUCUGUCAUCCUGCCGCCGGUUACGUACCCUCCUCCAGGAGAUCCUCGAGUUAUAGAUCCUGGCUGGAGAGGAUCCGGAAGGAUAGGCCGCCGUUCCUGACGAUCGUUUCGCUGGAGCUGCCAGACUCCCCAAUCCCUUUGAUCGAAUCUCAGGCGAACUCACGGUCGAAGUCCGAGGAGACGAGUGAAUCCGCCGAAUCCAAGGACGACGUCCUGGCCGAGCUUCUGGAGAAGGUCACGGCGAACGGCGACGGGAGAAAGAAGGAAUCCCAUGGUGGAAGGAAGAGGUCCUCGAGGAAGUGCCGGGGCGGGCGCAAAAGGGGCGAGGAGCUCGCGGAAUGUACGAAAGGAGUUCCAACCCUCGAAGAAUGCACGAAGAACAUUGUCGAAGGGCCGAACCGUCGCCGAUUGCUGGAGCUCGAUCUGCACGCUAUCGCGGACUGCAUCUGUUCCGAGAUGUUGGAAACUUGCCGGUCGAACGGUAAGAAACGGGAAUCGGGUGCGUCGCGAUCGCCGAGCCCGGAAAUCACUCGCAUCAUUCGGAUCGCGAUGAACUAUCGCGAUCGGUUGAGCUGCGGGAUCGGCGACGAGGAGGAACCGGGCAAAGACAGAAGAUCGAAACCGGAUGCAACCGGAAGGGACGCGCCGGUGAAAAAGCAGAUCGUCAAGGAGGACGGUUGUUGCAGCAACGAGAACGACGCCUUAGAUUUCACGCUGAAUUGCUGCCGCGUGCAACUGACAGCCCGUGGCACGAACGCAAAGGCAGCAGUGGGUGGCGGUGGAUCGCAACAGGCAUCCGAAACGCGAACUUACCCUGUCCCGGUUUUCCCCGUGAACCCUUACAUCCGUAAACUUUAGAACGCCGAUUAAUUCGUUUACACAUUAUGUGAAAAAAAGGUACCCAGAAUUUGUAAAUAAAACAAGAAGAACGUUCGUCAAGA